CCCUUCUCCUCUGCCAAGCGAAAGGCGAGGUCACAAAGCGCUUCAUUCUCAAAACAAAAUGGACGGCGGUGAUCGAAAGCAGCGCGGAAUCCCUAAACUGCGCGAUAUUCUACGCCGCCAGCGCCGGGAAUCCGAGGGUCAGAUAGACACAUCUCCCGAUGUAGAGUUUGAGUACGAUGAUACGGACGAACUGUCUGCCGAGAUCGCCGAGUUGUACAGUUAUACUGAGGAGGCAGAAUUCGCACUAAACAAGGACGCAUUUGAAAACGACUUCUAUCAGCAUGAGUCUUGCAAGUGGAUCCGCUGUGGGGAGAAGUCACGGCGUGCCUACAUCCUGAGCAUACUAGACCAUGUGGAGUCUGUUGACCCUGAUGUCAGGGUCUCUUCUGCUAGGAUCUUGCUUUAUUUAGCACAAGGAAACUUUGCAGAAGUGAGCACUAAAGAAGAACAAGAAUACUGGACAAAUCAGAAUAUCCUCCUUCUCUAUGAGACUGAGACAUUCCCUGUCAUUGUGCAGAUGUUACAAAUGGAGAUUGAUGACAGUCAGGCUGCAACAUCAGCCCUUCACAAGCCUUCAAUAUCCAUGGUUGAUAGCAUUAAUAUCAGAAUCUAUUUGAAUUUGCUUUACACAAUGGUUGAGUGGAUGCGUGUGCCACACAAGACUGACACACCAGAAUCCAAGUCAAUCAAACACUUCUUCUGCCAGGAAUUAAGCCUGCCUAUUGUAGGUGAUGACUGCCUAGCUGUCAUACUGUUUGAGAUGGUUCUCAAGUUCUGUGCAGGCAGCUCUCCUCAUUUCCCCAUUAAGAAAGUGCUGAUCAUGCUAUGGAAGACUAUUCUUGCUUCUUUGGGUGGAAUCAAGCAGAUUGAAGUGCUUAAACGAGAGGCAAGAGUCCGAGCUGGUCUCCCGCCGACAUAUGAGGAGCAAUGCCCCGCACCACCCUUGGCAGGCAGAAGCAGCAGGGUUCCCACUCCCCACACCCCUCCCCCCAUAGUAGGUGGUGGGGGGAGGCCAGUAGGAGAUCUGAUGGUUGACGAGGUGGCCCAGUUUGACAAGGAGAGAGAGAAUGUCCGGAUUCUGCCUCGACCAACACCUAAAGUUAGAGGGAGAGAUCUCGACAAUUUUCUAGAUAAUACCCGCAUCAAGUUUGUUGGCUUCCAGUUGCGAAGUGAUCGAUCCACCAUCGCCGGUCUACCACUGCCCAUCCAUGAAGGUCUGCGCGUUCUCAAAAAGCAUAUGUACACAUCCUUAUCCGAGAUGCAGAUCCGUGAAGAAGAGGAAGCGACAGAGAAACCGUUCACCAAGGGCUCGGUGACAUUACCAAACAACCCAACGGAAAUGCUAUAUCAGGCUCUACUGCCAAAUCUUCCUCAGUACAUGAUUGCUCUGCUGAAGAUACUUCUUGCGGCUGCUCCCACGGCCAAAGCCAAGACAGACUCGAUUAACAUCUUGGCCGAUGUCCUCCCCGAAAACAUGCCAUCUACAGUGUUGCACUCCAUGCGACUGGGUAUCGACGUAAAUCGUCACAAGGAGGUUAUCGUGAAGGCUGUGUCGGGAAUGAUGUUCAUUCUGUUGAAGCACUUCAAGAUCAAUCACGUCUAUCAGUUCGAGUUCAUGAGCCAACAUCUUGUGUUCGCAAACUGCAUCCCACUUAUCCUCAAGUUCCUCAACCAGAACGUGCUUGCCUUCAUCACUGCCAAAAACACGAUCCCACAGUUGGACUUCCCGAGCUGUGUACUUGGGACGCCAUCAGAACUCACCGCGGAGAGCCUGGAGACUGUUGAUGUGGAAGGCUGCUGUUGGAGAAACAUGUUCUCGUGUGUAAACCUGGUCCGUAUUCUUCAGAAACUCACCAAGUGGAAACACUCGCGGACAAUGAUGCUGGUCGUGUUCAAGUCGGCUCCCAUUCUCAAGAGAGCCCUCAAGGUCAAGCAUGACUUGAUGCAGUUGUAUGUGCUAAAGUUACUCAAAGCACAGACCAAGUAUCUCGGGCGCAACUGGCGUAAGAGUAAUAUGAAGACAAUCUCCGCCAUCUACCAGAAAGUGCGCCACAGGCUGAACGACGACUGGGCGUUCGGUAACGACCUGGAUGCGAGACCCUGGGAUUUCCAGGCCGAGGAGUGCUCUCUUCGCACAUGUGUCGACAGAUUUAACAGCCGUCGCUACGGACUGGAAUCCCCGGAUGUUGGUGAAGACGAGGACUACAAACCAGUCGAUAACAAUCCGCUGAGCGUCCUCGGCCAACGAGUGGAGCUGGGCGAAGACUUCAAGCAAAACUACGAAUGCUGGUUAGAAAGGGAGGUCUUCUCUGUUGAUAUAGACUGGGAUCAGCUAUGUACGUGUACAUCAUGAUGGCUAGCUUUCCUUGAGGAAGGGGGAUGGGGAUGUCAAGCGAAGCUUUGAGUGCCUAUCAGAAAGUGGUCUCUGUUGUAUAGACUUGGCCCUGAUAGCGUGUACACUCUGAUGGCUAGCUCCCCUUGAUUGAGGGGGUAGGGAUGUUACUCAAACCCAGGGAGAUUUCCCUGUUGAUAUAGAACUGGACCUGAUGAAGUCUACAUCCUGAUGGCUAAUUCCCCUUAAGGGGGGGGGGGGGGGGGUGGGGAUGUUAAGCAAACCUUGGUGGUCUCUGUUGAUAUGGUCCUGAACCAGACAACGUGUUCAUCCUACGGCUAACUUCCCUUGAGGGAGGGGAUUGAAAGCAAAUCUACGAAUGCUUGUUGGACGGUGUGCGAAUGUCAGACUGGUGCCGAUUUGGUGUGAAACCUUUGGGAUACUUUGUAAAUGAACCCUGAAUAAAAUGGAUUCAAAUCA
This is a messenger RNA of Nematostella vectensis (starlet sea anemone), 2812 nucleotides long. RefSeq names its product striatin-interacting protein 1 homolog. The coding region runs from base 59 to 2353 and encodes 764 amino acids. The record is from RefSeq and is a predicted model, not a curated record. Gene Ontology annotation, cellular component: cytosol. The transcript is spliced from 23 exons. NCBI's taxonomy places the organism in Eukaryota, Metazoa, Cnidaria, Anthozoa, Actiniaria, Edwardsiidae. Gene Ontology annotation, biological process: cytoskeleton organization.